This is a messenger RNA of Uranotaenia lowii, 3137 nucleotides long. RefSeq lists its product as uncharacterized. The transcript has 2 exons. NCBI's taxonomy places the organism in Eukaryota, Metazoa, Arthropoda, Insecta, Diptera, Culicidae. The record is from RefSeq and is a predicted model, not a curated record. The coding region runs from base 522 to 1847 and encodes 441 amino acids. Gene Ontology annotation, molecular function: zinc ion binding. Gene Ontology annotation, cellular component: nucleus.
AGGCAUUUUACACAAUUCGUUUCGUUCUCGUCAUUCGGUUUUGAUAAUUUCGUUCGUUCGCUCGCAGUUUCGGGGUGUUCUGUAAAUCAAGUUCAUUGGGCCAGCCAAGCGUACUUGGAAAUCGCCUUUUAAGGUGACUUUUGCACUAGUUAAAACAAUAUUGUCAGUCAGGUGUCCAGAAAUAUUUAGACAUAAGUGAAAAGUAUUGUUAAAUUCGAAACUCGUGUGCUCUAUAGGAAAAGUGGAAAACAAAGAAAGUGUCAGAAAAAAGCGCGCUAAUUUUCAUUCGAUUGAGAAUCAAGCUUUUCAUUUCUCACAGCAGGCUGAAAAAAUCGCUCUCCUUGAAAAUUAUUUGCCCCGUAAGCAUAUUGAUGAAAAAACGAAACGGGAAUAAUUGAGGAACAACACAACCAACAAAGGAAAACUCUACGAAGAAAACCCAUCUACGUAGUAACGAACGAAAUCGUGUUACUAUUUGCAUCCAAAACACUGAAUCCAUCGAAUGAGAAAGGACAGUCAAGAUGAAUGAAAACCUAACGAAAAUAUGUCGCAUAUGUCUGACCGAGGGCUCCCGGAACAUUUUCCAGAAGACGGUCGCCCAGGAUGGAUUGUACAACGUUUCGUCCCUGAAUCGGAUCUCGGAAAAACUUCGCUACGUAACUCUGCUGAAGAUUGACGAACUGGAAAACCUUCCCGCUUUGAUCUGUGACCUGUGUAUCGUUCAGCUCAACGUGGCCUACAACUUUAAACGGCAAGCCACCGAUUCCGACACCAAACUGCGCCAAUACAUGAUCGAAAACGGCAUCGAUAUCAUGAAAGAUCCGCGAUCCUUGCCGCGGUCUCGCCCAACUGCAGCAACAACCGCAACCACAACGAUUCGUGCAAUCACUUCGUCCGCUCGUGUGAAUCAAAGAUGCAAUUCGACGUCCUCUUCAUCGGUGCAGGAGGUUGCUUUGGCCCCCAAUUCCUACCCGGGCAACGGUAUUCGGCUGCAACCGAUCCGCAUCAAAGUGGAAUCGCCGGAGUCGUUGGAACAAUCGCCGGACUCAAUCGAGCUCAUUUCGAAUUCAACAAUUUCUCCUUUGAGCUCUACAAACUCAACAAGUGCAGUUCCGAACGCAGUUCCAGUGACCGAAGCAACGACAGCAGCUAUUUCCGAUAUUGCAAAUAGUUCACUUUCGUCCAGCAAAAAUAGUUUGGGUUCAAACGGUCGAGAUAGCACCAUGGUAGUUGUCGAAAAUCGUCAGAGCAACGAUCAGGCGGAUAGAGAAUACGUGCGUCGAAUUCUUGGUUCCAACAGCAGUCUAGCGAGCAGCUCUGAACAAGUGGCAAAAUCUGAUGCGACAGACAAGGGUUUGAAUGGUAGAAAGUCAAGAACCUCUUCAAAAAUAUUGGACAUGGACAAACCCGAAGACAGCAACAAGAAUGUACGCAUGAGAAACCUGUUGUCUUCUUUAACUAUCAACAUGGUUACGAGUCGUUUCCCUAAAUCAAAGUUAAGAAUAAAAGCUCGUAAGAAGCUGCAGAACAAAAAACUUCACGAGAAAAAUCACGGCACACCACGCUCUUCUGCGCAAAGCCGAGUAGGAGGUCCAAAGUUAACUCCAGGCAGUGUUGAUAAAUCCGAUCCGAGAAUUCAAAAUCUUAUCAAAGCUCGAAUGGCGCGACAAAACAAAACUAUCAUCAGCGGUACCACACUGAAAUCGUUGGGGAAAAAGAUUCGCGAGGAAAGGGAGACACAAAACCACGACUCAACCAGAAGGAAAAGAAAACCGACCUAUAAGAAACUUGAAGAUAUCAAGCAGCCUAAGCAAGGCGAACCGAUUCCUGUCGCGACGAAAUCUUGAUUAAGAAUCAAGAAGGAAUUUGUUGUUGAAUUGUAAGCGUAUAGGUAUAGUUGAGAUUAUACACACUGUUCUUGAGAUACAAAACAAGAUGCUAUCUUAGUUCUAAUAUAUAAUAUUUGUAAAGCAUGUUUGAAGCAUGUCAGUAAAAUUUGAUAGAUCCUCGUAAAACACAAAGUUGAGCAUAGGUUUAGAUAUAGAAAGUAACAUAAUAUAGAAAAAUAUAUCCCCCCGACCUGAAGUUGAUUCUAGAAAAAAAAGCAGUUAUGUUUGUGCCUUAAAUGACAAAAUCACCCUACCUAGUAAAAUGAGUGCACAAUUGUUAUUAUCAUUACACUUGUAACACUUCCUAGAAGAAAAACAUCAUUCUUAUACAAAUGUUUUUAUGUUUUGUCUUUUAAAUUAUAACAAAUACAAUAUUUAAAAAUAUACAAGUGUACUAGAAGAUGAUUGACAAACGCAUUGCACGAAUCGCUUCCUCUCGGGAAACCUUUUCAAAACGCUUUUAGAGAGAUCAUGUGCAAGAGAUUGCGAGCAUUGCUGAACUAGCCUUUGGAGUUUAUGUCGACUAGCGUUACCGGAUCAGGUUAGGUCAUAACCAUAAGAAAAGCAGCCAAUAAUGGUGAGUACUGCUUUAAGUUAUUUUCAAUUUUAAUUUAUUGAUACCGAUUAGAAAUUGGAUUUGGUAUUGUAGUACGUUCUAGGUUGCAAAUCAAAGCUAAAGGGCUUUUGAAUGAUUAAAUACUAUAUUGAACUUCAAACUUUGUGUAAUUUAAUUUUAAAACCAUUGUUUUCAAACCUUAACUUACACAAAUUUAUACAAGAAAAUAUUAAUGAGGUUAGCAUGGUUUGCUAAAAAUUGUUGAUUACACCAUUCAGACCCUUGUAGUACAAUUUAAAGUGCGUCUUUUUAAAAUUUUGUUUUCAUUCUGAUUGGAAUGUGUUCUCAAAUAUUAAAUCAAAACAUGGAUAUUAAAAUAGAACGCACUUUAAUGAGCUGUAGUAUAGAUUGUAAAGUUUAAUCUUCAUCUUCUAUUCACCUGUUUUCAAAUGUUGCAAUAAAGGCAAUUUUAAAACGUUUUACAUAUCCCUCUAUUAAUUUUAACUGCAUUGGUACGAAUCAAGAUAACACGUGAAACAAAACAGGUAGAAAAAAAAGUAAUGUAUAAAACUCAAGUUAGAAUAAAGUUAUUUAUUAAAAGUUUAAAAUUCUAUAAUAACUCAUGGUGCUUAAAUAAGAAAUGUACCUAUCCACAAAAAUAAUGCAAAUGGUGCACCUGUUUGAAAUAAAAA